AUGUCGUCGUUUGAUCUCUUCUCCACCAAAGAAACUCGUGAAGACUUGAGUGACUUCGACAAGGCGUGGUCGAAGUCACUAAGGGACCGGCUUCCUCUCCUCCGGGAACAGGCUUCGUCCUCCGCCGUCGCCGAAUCCACCACCGUUACUCUGUUCGUCCGACACUUGACCUCUUACUUCGAUUGCCUAAGCUACUCUGCGAAUCCGAACACCAUACUUGACCUUCUCUUCCCUCCAUGGCGCAAAUCUCUCGAGAUGCCGAUUCUCUUCCUCGGCAAUAUCCAUCCUUAUCUUCUCACGAGCCUCCUCCGAUCUCUGGCCAAUACAGAAGUGCAGGAUACGGAAUCUCUUGGUCUUUUUAUCGAUCUCGAACACUCGAGCCCACCUGCGUGGAGUAACAAGAACGAUCUGAUGACAAGAAUGGAGGAGAUCGAGCACGAGAUGCAACGUAUUGUCACUUCUUUACUGGAUCGAAUGAUGCAAGCACAGAAACGUUACAUGGAGAAAAGGGUUGCGUCUUACUCUCACAGGGAAACGAUUCUGGAUCAUGACUUGAUGAAUGAGCUUGCGAAUAUCUUCGUGGAAGCCAACGGAUUAAGGAAGACUGUGCUCAAUGAGAUCGUUGCAGCUACAAACGCACGCCAAAAGGCUCUGUUUCUUGAAGGUUUAUGCGAAUUACUUUCUGGGUUUAACGAUCAGAAUAAUCAAUCCGCUGCUUCUCCGGUCAUGAUCCAGCAGCCUCAGCCGCAGCCUCCCCGUGUACCAGAAACCUACUGUAUAUUUGUUGGUGAUUUGUCUCCGGAUGUCACAGAUCAGAUCCUUCUAAAGGUGUUCGCAGCUCGAUACCGUUCCGCGAAACCUGCAAGAGUCAUUGUCGACAAUGACAUCGGAGUGAAUAAGGGUUACGGAUUUGUUGGCUUCGAAGAUCAGAGAGAUCAACGUCUUGCGAUGGAACAGAUGAACGGUCAAAUGUGCACGACAAGGCCUAUGCGAACCGGUCCAGCAAGAAACUCAAGUGUUUAG
This is a messenger RNA of Arabis nemorensis, 1023 nucleotides long. Lineage: Eukaryota; Viridiplantae; Streptophyta; Magnoliopsida; Brassicales; Brassicaceae. The record is from the annotation of a GenBank genome assembly.